AAAGCCGCGUGAGGUUUCGGAAGUGACGUAGGCGCCUGCGCCCUGGGAGGCCAUGGAGUCACAGCAGCGGCAGGUGCAGCAGCAGCAGCAACAGCUGCAGUUGAGAAACCUUAAGGACUUUUUGUUGGUGUACAACCGGAUGACAGAGCUCUGCUUCCAGCGCUGUGUGCCCAGCUUGCACCAUCGAGCCCUGGAUGCAGAAGAGGAGGCUUGCCUGGACAGCUGUGCAGGAAAGCUGGUCCACUCCAAUCACCGCCUAAUGGCUGCAUAUGUACAGUUGAUGCCUGCCCUGGUACAGCGGCGAAUGGCAGACUAUGAGUCCACUGCAGCACUGGCAGAGAGAACUGGAUCUUCAUCAAGCCCCAUGGCUGGCCAGCAUGAGGCUGCAGGCCCAGGAAGCUAGGGGAUUCCUGUUCACCUACCACUUUGGGAUGGAAAGCUCAAAUAUAGGACUUUCUGAUAUCUGGAAAGUGUACAGUGUGACCUGGGCAAUCUAGGGGGCUUUCUGGAGCUAUCCUGUGUCAGUCCCACUUCUGUUGUUGCCUCCCAAAUGCCCUUAUGUCAUCACACCAGGGCCCUACUAUCUCCCACAAGGGGUGUCCAGGCAGAGGGAGAGUGGGCCAGGAUACCCUUCAAAUUCCAAAGGAAAUAGUACAAGGGGCUAGAACCAGAGAUGACUGAACAGAAAGAGAAGACUGCUUGGAUCCUCAGAAGGGUUAGAAGGCAAGAAAGAAAAUUAUUAGUUCAUGGCAACCCUUCUGACCCCCUGUUACUGAAACCCAGGGAUGGCAUUACUUUGAGUCUAGAAGCAUCCCUAACUCUGUAUUGUUCCCCUUAUCUGACCCUGCCUGUCAGCAGUAAAGUCUUUAUGAGUUUCCAUGGAUUGUGUGUGCUUGCUUUAGGGGAAGCAGGGUAGGGAUUGGUUGAGACUUUUCUUGUCCCUCUCCUGGACAGGGGUCUGGGAUAAAGAGAAAGAUACUGUCUCAGAAGUGUUGGCUGUUGGAUUUAGGAAGCCUUAAGCUGUCAGAGAAGCUUCCUUAGGCAUCUUUUGUUUUUUAGUGGCUACUUUCCCAGCUAAAUCCCUCUACCUGUAUCUUAAAUUCUAUUCCCUGACCUCUCUUCUAAGACCUUGAUUCAACUAUCUUUCCUCUUCUCUGUUUUCCUUUCCAUACAAACAUUUUCUCCCUUGCUUCUCUGACCCUUAAAUCUUCUUAUCCUAAAAACCAAAAACUCCCUGGACUCUGCUACCCUCUUCAGCUGUUAUUCUCAAUCUUCACUGUCAAACUCCUAGGAAGAAUAAUCUAUACUAAACUUUCUCAACAUUCCACUUUCUCCCCCACUUUAUCAACACAUUCUUUCAUGCCCUGAAAUCUGGCUUCUAUCCCCAGCACUAUACUGAAACAUUUUCCCCAUGGUCAUAAAUGACUGUCUUAUAACCACAUCUAAUUAGUCCCUUCUUCGAUCUUUGCAGCAUUUAUACUCUCCUCUCCUCCCCCCCAUUUAUACUCUCUCACCUGAAAGUAAACUUAGUGUUUUCCCCAGACCUACUUAAAAUUUCCCUGUUUCUAUAGUUGUCACCAUUGUCCUCUAGAUACUGAAGUUUGCCUCUUUGCCUCUUGAGUUGUCUUUUACUGGCUUUUCCUUUCCCAAGCCCAAACCAAUGAGUUUUCAUGGCUUGUCUGUCUUAUUUAUGUAAUAUCUUUUGCAACCAUCCUAUCUUUCAUCUUUCACCUAGUCUGUGAUAGCAAUCUCCUAACUGAUCUUUCUACAUCUUCUCACCUUGUUAAUUCAUCCAUGUAACUGGCAAAAUAAUCUUAAUAAAUGAUAAGGCUACUACUGUCAAACUGGCCCUGUUUGAAAAUAUGUCAUGGGUCCCCGUUAUCUGCUGAUUAAAGUCCAAAUAACUUGGUACUCAAAGCCGUCUAUGAUUUGUCCCUAAUCUACCUUCCUAGCCUUGUCUUCAUUGCUUCUCUUCACUUAAACGUAUACCACAGCCAUACUGAAUGACUGGCUUUGCUGGGGGUAUGCCUUAGGUUUUCUUGGCUCUAAGACUCUGCACAUACCAUCCCCUCUACCAUGAGUGUCUUUACCCACCCCUCAAGACCCAAUAUAAAUAUGACCAAGAAACUCCCUGUUUCCUUCAGUUAAUAUCUUAAAUGCAGCCCUUUGUCCCAUUCUUGGUACUUUUACAUCACUUGGGGUUUGGACUCCCAUCCUUAACUAGCUGUGUGACCAAUUGUUAAGUCACAGUAAACUAUUCUGAACCAUAAUCUUUAAAACUAGGUAAUAAUGCUUGCACUACCCUACCUCACAGGGUUAUGAUGGAAGUGUUAGAUGUGUGCUGUUUGAAAAACUAGGAACAACUUAUUUGGGAAUGGCAUAAAUUAUGAUUUAAAGAUGAAAAGUACCGUGGCAUAGUAGAUAGCUGGCCUCUAUUAGGAGGCCCUGCCUCUGAAAUAUGUUGGAUGGGGAACCCUGGGCAAGUUACCAGACUUGUCAGUGCCUGGGCAGUUGUCUAAGACAUUCAUCAAAAUGGAAGGAGCUAUUCAUCUGGGAGGUCCCUCUACCAGUAAAAUCACAAGUUCAGUCACUAUCUCCAUAUCUCUUACUGAUGAUCUAUCAAUGGCGUAUAAGAAAUAGGAUAGGUAGUGGACCUGGGAUUUCAUUGGUAGGGAGAAUUCCUGAAUGUGAAAAGUUCUCCUACUGGUGCACGUGAGUACCUGCUCUGUAACUCUUAGGGUCACUGAGGUUAAGUAACAUUUGCCCAGAAUCACACUGGCAGUAUAUGUCAGAGGCAAGUUUUGAACUCAGGUUGAUUCCACUAGGCCGUACUGCCUCUCAAGAAUAUGAGAAAUUAUGUAUAUGAAAUAUGCAAAUGGAAGUCAGAAUAAGAACAUUGACUAAAAGGCAAUGAUACUUUAGAAGUAUAUUCAGAAGAAAAUAAAUUUUUAUUUUUCUUUUUUUUAAUCAAAAUACAGAUACCUAAAAACUUCAGAGUUUUAUUUGGAAAUCUCCAUAUUUGGGCUGCUUAUUCAUUAGUAAGUGUAUUGAAAUUUAUAAUUUAAAACAGGACGUGAACUAUUACCCUUGUGUGCAUACAUGUCGAACCCUGUCUCCAUUCUUAUCCCUUGAUUGGCUAGCCCAGUGCCUUGCUAAGCACUUAUUAGGUACUUAAACCGUUGUUGAAUGUAUUAUUUAUGUAUUUCUUACUCUAUAACUCAGCAAGAGAUUGAACUUGUAUUAAGAACUCAAUAAAGACUCUAUAAUCAUUUGCAA
This is a messenger RNA of Trichosurus vulpecula (common brushtail), 3276 nucleotides long. It is a transcript of the gene TIMM10B, whose product is annotated as translocase of inner mitochondrial membrane 10B. The transcript has 3 exons. Gene Ontology annotation, cellular component: mitochondrial intermembrane space chaperone complex. Bases 53 to 403 code for a protein of 116 amino acids. The record is from RefSeq and is a predicted model, not a curated record. Lineage: Eukaryota; Metazoa; Chordata; Mammalia; Diprotodontia; Phalangeridae.